CCCCUUCCACCUUUCCAUGGCCCCCUAACUACACCCCUCAUUAAUAUUAACCCAUCCUACCUCAUUAUUCAUGAGCAGCUCUCUGCGUAGUCAUGUGCACCGAGGCUGAGAGGGAAAAGAGGGCGUGUCUUACCCAGUGAGCGGGAGAGCGGGAGUCACAACUCCAGCGUGUGGUGUGUGUGUGUGUGUGUGAGUGAGAGAGAGAGGAGAGAGGCACCGGAAGAUGCUGAAACUGCUACUAUUACUACCACCAUCGCUACUAGUGUAUCCAUUACAGUCAGGGCUUCUAUAAGAGCAUUUCUCUAUUACAACCAGCUGGAGCUUUUCUGUGGUUGUCUGUGAACAACUGUGUGGGUUUGUUUACGACUGUGUGUGUAUGAGUGUGUGAUGCCCUGUACAGAGUGACUGAUGAGAACGGGUGCACUGGUCUGGAGGGUGACCCCGUCCGUACAGUUCCACUGCCGCUGCUGUCGCUCGGGGACGAUUGGACGUCCGGCGUUGCCACGACGACUAGAAUGGGCUGCAAUCUGUGCACUUUACAGAAACAAGAGGAACACUAUAAGCUGCUGUAUGAGAUCGCACAGGUGAAUGGGAAGGACCUCUCCAAGGCCAGUCAUGACGAGGCAGUGGAGGCGAUCCGCUCUGUUAAGGACCCCAUUGUGGUGCAGGUGCUCAGGAGGAACCCUGUUGGCCGCGGUGGACAUGUUGGCUCCACUCAGGAAGUGCACGUGGUGGACGUGUGCACGCAGACAGACAUCACCUUCGAACACAUCAUGGCCCUGGCCAAGCUCCGAGCCACCACCCCUCCCGUGCCUGACAUUUGCCCCUUCCUGCUGUCUGACAGUUGUCACUCUCUCCACACUAUGGAACAGGAGUUCUAUGAGGGGACAGACUACCUCUCCACCCUCCCAGACCAACAGAGGACAGAGGAGUUUGAGUACGAGGAGGUGGAGCUGUGUCGACUCAACAGCCAGGAAAAGCUGGGCCUGACGUUGUGCUACAGGACAGAUGAGGAGGAGGACAUGACCAUCUACGUCAGCGAGGUUGGGCCAAACAGCAUCGCUGCAAGGGAUGGCCGCAUCAGAGAAGGAGACCACAUUUUACAGAUCAAUGGUCAGGAUGUGCAGGACAGAAAGGAGGCUGUAGCGGUGCUCUCUAGUGAAGAUACUAGGAAAUUCGUACUGCUGGUCGCCAGGCCCGAGAUACAGCUGGAGGAAGCGUGGUUGGAUGAUGAACCCAGUGAAUUCUUGGAGAGAGAAGAGAUGGAGCUAGAGGCACUUCAGGAGGAACAGGAGAAGGCCAAUGGAGAAGAGGAUGAUAUCACUGCCACCUGUUCCUCCAGAACUCAGGACAGCGGGCUGGGGAUGUCGUUAAGGAACAGCAUCGACGCCCCCGACCACAACGCCCUCCUAACCCACAUCCAACGGAGACUCUCCCAGUGUCUGAGGGACAGACAGGACUGUCCCACACGUCUGGAAGAAGAGGAGGAGGAGGAAGAAGAGGAGGAUGUUGCAGAGGAUGGCGAUCGGUUCCAGCAGCUCCUGGAGCUGAAGUGUCAGAUCCGUAACAGCGGAGAAUAUGACCUGAUCUAUAGCAGACGCAGCACUAUAGAGUGUAGGCUGGGGGAGCCGGCCGGUGGUGUGCAGCGUGAGCUCCACAUGCUCAACGACGAGCUCCGCAGCAUCGAGCUAGAGUGCCAGAACAUCAUGCAGGCACACAAGCUCGGCAAGGGGCCGGUGGGGUCCCAGUGGGACCAGGGGCAGCAAGUGUUUCCCCAAAUUGUCUGCCCCACACCCAAGGACCAAAGCUCCCACCUGGGGUGCAAUGACUCACCUAGAAGAAGCAAGCUGGUGGACAUCAACGAGUGUCCGGAGAAGCCGGAGAAGUCAGACAAGGACAGCUCGAGUGCCUACAACACUGCAGAGAGCUCUCGCAGCACGCCGCUGGCAAUGGACCGCUCCCCUGAGCACUCCCUUCAGAGGAGGAUGGUGACCCUCAGCAACCAGAGGAACCUCCACAGCAGCCUGGCCAGCCUCCACACCACAGCCAGCCCCAGCCCCAGCCCCAAACGCCGGCCUCUCCACUCUGCCCCCAUCCCAGGCAAGGCCAGCAGCCCCGAUCACAGCCUUUACCCCUCAGAGUCGGACAAGGUGGCCCCUGCAGACAACGAAAGGAGUGGGUUUGGGAACUGGAAGGUGAAGCCUCAGCCUCCUCCCAGGGCCUCCCAGAUCCCUUACCUAUCCCCGUCCCAUGACUCCCAGCACCGCCAGCCCAACGUCAACAUCCCAGCCCACGCUCGCCACUACCAGAGCUACAUGCAGCUGAUUCAGCAGCGCUCAGCUGCGGAGUACGCCCAGAGCCAGCUCAGCCUGCUCAGUGGGGUCAAGGAGCCCCAGCUGAGCCCUGCCAUCGAGCCUAAGAUGGAAUGGAAGGUGAAAAUCCGUUCGGACGGCACGCGCUACAUUACCAAGAGACCCAUCAGGGACAAGAUCCUACGGGAACGCGCCCUGAAGAUCAAAGAGGAGCGUAGCGGAGGGAUGACCACGGACGACGAUGCUAUGUCCGAGAUGAAGAUGGGGCGGUACUGGAGUAAAGAGGAGAGGAAGCAGCAUCUGGUCAGGGCUAAAGAACAGCGGAGGAGACGGGAGUUCAUGCAGCGCAGCCGACUGGAGAGCCUGAGGGAGAGUCCUCAGAGCAGCAGUGAAGGACCCAAGGAGGUCAACAUCAUUGAACUGAGCCACAGGAAGAUGAUGAAGAAGUGCAACAAGAAGAUCCUGGACAACUGGAUGACCAUUCAGGAACUGAUGACUCACGGGGCCAAAGCCCCUGAUGACCCCAGGGCCAAAGUACAUAAGGCCUUCCUAUCGGUCACCACUGUAUAAUAUACAACUAACACAUAACAAUCUAUAGUAGUGUUUCUCAACCGCAUUCAUACCAGGAACCAGCAAGCUAUGGCCCUACCCCGGUGAGCAACAUCCCAGGGACCGGUGCUGGUCUCCGGACCGGAAUUUGAGAAACACUGAUCUACAGUACCCCAUGUGGUAUUAUAUACUUGCCUCGUUCAAUGUGGCGUUUUUAUGAGGGCGAUAGGAAUAUUUUUCACAACUUUGUUACCCGAAAAAUAGCAUUUUCUAAAGAAUUUUAUCCAAUGGUUUCCAUGGCAUUAAAAAAAAUCUGUUUUUCAUUAUUUCACUCUGUUCCAGAAACACUUUUGUAUGAGAUUACUGAGCAAUUAUUUUUCUUAGUUCAUCCUGUAAAUGUAAUUACCUGCAUAAUGUUCAAUUAUUUUCAUAUUUCUGUUCUGUUAUGCAGUGAUUCCAACCCACAAAGGUCAGAAUAUUUGUAUGUACUCCCUCAGGGGGAGAGGCGUUCAAUUGAAUGUACAGUACAGAAAUCCUACUUCUUGCAGGUCUAGAUUUGAUAAACCAGCCAUUUGAUUUGUCCUAAAAGGGACACUUCGGGAUUUUGGUAUGAAGGAAGCUAGAGGAAAGUUUCGCAAGCCAAUGCUCACUAGCGUUAGCGCAAUGACUGGAAGUCUAUAGGUGUCAGUUAGCAUGCUAGCAGAUUGGGCUCCCGAGUGGCGCAGCAGUCUAAGGCACUGCAUCUCAUUGCU
Molecule: messenger RNA, 3613 nt
Organism: Salmo salar (Atlantic salmon)
Lineage: Eukaryota; Metazoa; Chordata; Actinopteri; Salmoniformes; Salmonidae
Product: PDZ domain-containing RING finger protein 4
Molecular function (GO): protein binding
Source: RefSeq, a predicted model, not a curated record